Monoraphidium neglectum is the source of this 1821-nucleotide messenger RNA. RefSeq lists its product as hypothetical. NCBI's taxonomy places the organism in Eukaryota, Viridiplantae, Chlorophyta, Chlorophyceae, Sphaeropleales, Selenastraceae. The record is from RefSeq and is a predicted model, not a curated record. Gene Ontology annotation, molecular function: microtubule binding. The transcript is spliced from 5 exons. Bases 1 to 1821 code for a protein of 606 amino acids. Gene Ontology annotation, cellular component: spindle microtubule; mitotic spindle pole; cytoplasm.
AUGGUGGAGCACCAGCAGCCAGCAUGGGGCGCGCAGGCCGUGCUCACAACCAUCACAUGGGCACCACAAUCACAUUCCCUGCAGCUGCAAGCGAGGCAGCCUACCGCCGGGCACCUGCAGCGGCAAUGGCGCGUCGCUGCAAAUCCGCCGCGCCGCGUUGUAUUCGCCAGCAUCAGCAGUGCCGCGGGCCCGCAAUUCCGAUUUCCAUGGGGUUGGCCGCAGCCUGCGCCACUACAGCAGCAGCACAAGCAGCAGGGGCUGCAGCAGCUGCUCUUUGAUCCGGGAGCGGACAAUCCGUCGGUCAGCCACGCUGCCCCCAUUGCUGGGGCAGCCGCAAGCAUCGCCGGCGGCAGCAGCAGUGGCAGCAGCAGCAGCAGCAGCAGCGGGGGUAGCAACAGUGGUAAUGAAAGCACAGGGGUUUUCAGUGCAAGCCUGGACACGCCAGAGGCGGGCUCAUGCGGGCUGGCGGGAAACCACCACCAGCAGCACGAAGCGGCAUUGUUGGGCAACGAGGGGCAACGCUUGCAUAUACAGGCGCAGGCGCCACAGCAGCAGCUGGGGCAACAGGCCCAGCAGCAGCAGCAGCAGCAGCGGCAGCAGCCGUUCUGGCUUGCACCCUUCGGCGCCUUUGGCCCGCCCUGCCCUGCCUCAGCCAUGGGCACCGCCUCCGCCGGCAGCCGCGGCGGCGAGCAGCAUCACGGCCUGCGCCUUUUCAGCCGGCACAUCAACUCGGAAGCAGCGAAACUGGCGGGCCUGGUCGGCGCACAGCUGCUCCUCCAUUUCACCAACCUGCAGCGCGGUGUGGCGCACCAAGGGGACGAGCUGAAGGGCCGCAUGCCCUGGCGCCACCUCCGCCUGCCGUGGCAGCGGUCCAGCGGCGCCAGCGGCGCCGACGCGUCAGGCAGCUUGGCGGGCGGGGCGGCGCGGGCGGCGUUCCAGCCGGCGGAGGCGGCGCGGCGGUGGGUGGCUAAGGGGGUGGAAGCCGAGCGGGCGCUGGACCUGCGGGAGGCGCUGUCGUGUUACCAGAGCGCGGUGGCGCUGGAGCCCACAAACCUGGAGUACGUCUGCCGGCUGGCUAAGCAGUGGAGCGACCUCACUUACGAGGCCGGCGCCACCAACGCGCAGGUGGCGGAGGCAAACGCAAAGGGCAUCGAGUAUGCGGAGCGCGCCAUUGCCCUCGACCCCAAGGCCGCUGCUGGCCACAUGGCGUCUUGCGUGAGCAAGGGGCGCCUGGCGCUUUUCAGCGACAACAAAACCAAGGUGCGUCUGGCCAAGGAGGCGCGCGAGGCUGCUGUGCACGCGCUGGAGGUGGAGCCCUCGAACGAUCUGGCGCAUCACCUGAUGGGCAGAUGGCACUUUGAGAUGGCCCAGAUCAAUUUCGUGGUCCGGCAGCUGAUCAAGCUCGUCUACGGCGCCGCCCUCGCCCCCGGCACGUUUGAGGAGGCGCUCACCGAGUUCCAGGCCGCCGCCUCGCUGAACCCCAGCAAGCUGAUCCACCGGGUGGAGCUGGGGCGCACGCUGCUGCGGCUGGGGCGGCGGCAGGAGGCGCUGCGGGAGCUGACGGCCAGCACGAGCCUGGAGGUGGAGGACGUGAACGCCCGACUGCAGCUGGAUGACGCAGAGAUGAUGUUGGUGAAGUUGAGGAAGGAGUUUGAGCGGUCCGUCACGCCGCUGGCGUGGGGCGGCUUUGGCGACGCCACCGGCGACGCUGCCGCGGCGGCCGGCGGCGCGGACGCGGCCGAGCAGCCGGCGGCGGCGGCGGCGGAGCGGGAGGGGCCGCGGCCCGGCGACGGCGGAGGGGGAGGGGCGGCGGCCGCAUAG